Molecule: messenger RNA, 1585 nt
Organism: Aphanomyces invadans
Lineage: Eukaryota; Oomycota; Saprolegniomycetes; Saprolegniales; Verrucalvaceae
Exons: 1
Coding region: 80-1411 (443 amino acids)
Molecular function (GO): protein binding
Source: RefSeq, a predicted model, not a curated record
GGCCUCGUCGCGAUGAAGUGGCUCUCUGGGCUCUCGCGCUUGUUGUGGGCUCUUCAUUUUGAAAUCGAUUGCCAGGACGAUGCUACGACGUCGGUCCGACAGCAGCGGCAAAAAACGCCGCCUCGCCAAGUCGUGUGCGAGCUGUGUUCGCCCGUUUGACGCGUUUCAUUGGAAGUAUCGGUGCACGACGUGCGAACGAGUCAUUUGCCGCGACUGUACCGUCAAAGUGACGUGGACCAAGCGGGUGUGCUGGAAGUGCGUGGUCGAUGCGCAGACUCGAGCGCAGACACGUCACCACGUCAACAACAACGACGACCCGGAUCCUGUCGAGCAAGCCGUCCCUAUCCUCGACGUCACGGAGGAGUCGACAUGCUUCUUGCCCAUUCCGACGGGAACGGACCCCAGCCACCUCGACAAAUUCGCGCCGCUGACCCCGACGACAACCAACGACUCGGACGGGGACCAGGCAACGUACUACUACACAGACACGUUGCGAGGCAGUCAGUACGGCGAGUCGAGGGUCGAUUCGUUCUUGGAGGACGGCGGUCUCCGCGUCUCGGCCAAGAUUUUGAACGACCCAGACGAUCUGUUUCGGUGCUCACACAAGCUCUCAAGUCGGUCGUACGAUUCGCCCGACCUCGACUUUGACUGGAUCCAUCCGUUUCCGAAAGCGCCGCGGCCGGCUUCGGACGCAUCGCGCCUCGACUGCCUCGACCGCCUCGACAUGGAGGCCCACAUCCACGUGCUCCAACACGACCAAGUCAUCGCCAAGCACGUCCAGGACGCCAUGCGCGUGCUUGGCAACGCCCCUAUCGGUUCCAUGCACAUCGUGUUUGAACACGUUGUGUACAACCUGGCAUGCACCGGGUACAGCGCCGUGUUUGACAUGGCGGACAAGACUGUGCGGGAGGAGGCGGCUUGCACCCACGGCAUCCUGCAUCCGACGCCUCUCGUUGUCCUCGACACGUCCAACGACGCGCGAUUCCGAGCGCAUCCUCUCGCCGUCGAGCACAACGCGUCGGCGUAUGUGUCAGUGCCAGUAUUUGUGUCGUCGUCGCUGCAUAAGGAAUGCAUCGGGACGAUUGACAUUGCACGCCACGAGCCUCUGUCGGUGGCCCCGUCCGCUGCGCAACUCAAAGCCCUUCAAACCCUCGUGACCAGCCUUGGCAUGCACAUCGAGCGAAGAUGUGCCGAAUUCAGCCAAGUCCACCACACAAACCGCGGACGUCGCCACACGGCACCGAUUGUAACAAUCGACGAAGACGUCGUGAUCUCUUCUACAAAGCCGCUGCUUCCGACCUCCGCCAUGGAUCUGCACGAGGUAACGACGGACCCCAACGAAAUAUUGCUCGAGCUGUGGGAACGCGUCAUGCAAACGUCGCGGAUGCUGCGCGCGACUGUGUCUCGCUGAUUCAGACGCGUCCACGACAAAGUUGGACCGCUGCGCACGAACGACAUCAACUAGCAACUGCCCUCCGGUCGGCAGCCGACCAGUGGCUCGCGGUCUCGAUCGCGGCGCCGCCAGCUACCUAUUGACGUAGGUCGAGGGCCGUGAUAACUUAAUCCAUGUGUCGGGUUCUAGCAA